Molecule: messenger RNA, 3192 nt
Organism: Drosophila suzukii
Lineage: Eukaryota; Metazoa; Arthropoda; Insecta; Diptera; Drosophilidae
Source: RefSeq, a predicted model, not a curated record
UUUCAUUCGAUUCGGGGGCAGUCUUCGUGCGUGUUCGAGUUCCAUCUGCUGGCGGAGCGAUCUGAUGAAGUCCAUGUCCAAGUCACGUCCGGUCAGGUUCAAGUUCAAUGUGCAUAUAGCUGCGGGCACAGGAAGCACUCGAUUGCAGUUGUGCAAACCAGUUAGACGCGCUCCUCGCUAGCUGUUUGUUCGGGGUUCGGGGGUUUAUUUAACGCCGAUCUUUGCCAGUUAUCUAGCGUAUCCAGGAGGCAUCCGCAUUGCCAUGGUGCAGGCAACACGAUGGGAGGUUCUUUGCAUAAUCCACCAUCGCCUACAGCGAGCUAUCCACUAUCCACCGUUCCAAGGCACUGGGCACACACGAAUUAAAUAUAUAAAUUAAAACGAAAACAAAAGAGCAAAGCAAAAUAUUUCUGGUAAAAUCUCUGCCAGGUGGGUGCAUCGGCAGCGACGCCGCUUUGUCAUUCGACUGGUUCCAGCUGCGCCUCUUCGAGCCACAAAACCAGACCACUUUCUUGGCGCUCAGCUCAGUUGCCGAAAGAAAGUCCGACGAGUCGUGACCGACCGGGAGCCGCGAGGAAAAUUUCAAUCUCAAUCUCAAACUCAAACUCAAAAACACCAGAUCCAACUUGGAUUUUGGAAUCGCUGAGCCGCCGCCGCCAAUGAAAGUUGUGUUGAUGUUCGCGUCGAUUUUGGAUUUUGUUUUUCCAAACUCCACUACUGCGUAGAGUUUAGUUCGCGUUUAGUCUACCGCUCAAAAUGUGCAAUUUGUUUUGGCUUUCGGCCUGUUUUUUGGCAAUGUGGUUGCCCUUCGCCCUGUGCGAACCCAAUGCCACAAGUGUGGAGUCGAAGGAUCCCAAGACUGAGCAGAAUAAAGAACUGGUGCCCACGGCGGAGAAGCUGAUCCGAUACCGCCGACAGCCACCUUACGCUGUAAUCAAGCGAUCCAAACAGCGCCGGCGGACCAAGGGUCCACCCAAGAUCAAGUAUGGACCACCACCGCCUCACAUUCGAUACUCGAAGCCCUCGUUCCCAGCACAUAUCGAGGAACCCAGCUUUUCGCUCGAUGACUUUCAGCACCUGAAGUUCGAUGGUUCGGACUUUAAGAUCCCUUCUUCGGGUUACGAAGCGCAGUCCAUGGAUCUGGAUUUCUAUAACCACGAUACGGAACCGGAUCUCUAUGGAGCACACAAGUUCCCGAGCCUGGACUUUGGAUUGGUCACCACCCAUGAGCAUGUGCCCCACCAGAAGUACGGAUUGCCUCCUGUGCAGCAGAGCUUCCAACCGGAUCACUCCUUUCCCACGCACUAUGAGCCACCUCCGGCUCCGGCUCACCCGCCAGCCACCCGCUACGGAGUACCCUCUGCUCCUGUAGAGGUUCCCAGCUAUCCGCAUCAUGACCUGCCCGCUCCAGACUCCUAUUCCAUUUAUGAGCAGAAGAUACCGAAUGUGGGCUAUCAUCAGAACUUUGCAGAGCCACCCAAACAUCCGCCUAAACAUGGUUCUAAUCAAAAUCCUAAUUUUGAGAUUGCCUAUUCCCCUCCUGCCUUUGAGAUCAGCACUUCGUAUCAGUCGAAUCACCAGCAAAGCUACGUGCCACCUCAUCCCUCGCAACCCCAUGAGGGAUUUGCUGAACCACCGUCCAACAAUUAUGUAAAGCCUCCUCCACAUGCUCCAGCGAAUAGCUAUGCUCCACCUCAACAUCCUUCUUCGAGCUAUGACCAGCCUCCACAACAUCCCUCCUCCAGUUAUGAUCAACCUCCCUCGCAUCCUUCACCCAGUUAUGAUCAACCACCCCAACACCCCUCAUCCAGUUAUGAUCAUCCUCCUCAACAUCCAUCAUCCAGUUAUGAUCAUCCUCCUCAACAUCCAUCAUCCAGUUAUGAUCAUCCUCCUCAACAUCCUUCAUCCAGUUAUGAUCAUCCUCCUCAACAUCCCUCAUCCAGUUAUGAUCAUCCUCCUCAACAUCCUUCAUCUAGUUAUGAUCAUCCUCCUCAACAUCCCUCCUCCAGCUAUGACCAACCACCACCUGACUACCAGCAUCCGCCUUCAUCCACCUACGACCAACCACCGCAACAUGUUCCUACAAACUAUGUGUCCGCCGAUACCCAUUCCAUCAAUAGUUAUCCCCAGGACGACUAUGCUACUCCCUCGCAGGAACUGCCCUUAAAUCCACACCACAAGUUCCCAAGCUUUGAUUUUCCAAAAUCCAGCUACGAAGUGCCCAUCUAUGAUCCGGUGCCCUUUGAGGCCUCCAACCGAGAUGAGCAGGAGUCCUAUCCUCCCAUUUUGGCAUCCUCACCCGAUCAGAAUGAGAUAACUUCAGAUGCCCAUGCGGCUGGAAGUUCCAAGCGGCGGAAGAGGAAGCGAAGGCCAAGUGCUGGAGUUGUGCCUGCAAAACAUACGUUGGAUGUUCCCGAGCUCAAGCAGGCCUAUGAUGCGGACAGCCAUUCGGGGGAGUCGAAUGAAAAUGCGGAUACGGAUACGAAUAGCUCACACUUUGUGGAGAGGAAGCAGACCUUCUUCAACUUUGUUACGCCCACGACGACGACGUCGACUACUCCGGCUCCUUGGAGUCCAAUGAGGGGCAGGAGUAGUACGACCCGAGGGGCAUUCAUACCCACCGUUGUUACAAGUACUCCAGCAACCCCUACUACAGCUAAGAGUAGGAGUAGGGGUUCAUCCCGGUAUCGCAUAAAGCAGCAAGCCGUGAAUCCCAGCUCACCCGAUCCCGUCACCACCAGCGUUCGAAUCGAUCAAUCCCAUUCGCAAAGCUACUACGAUGGAACCAUUGCACCACCCACCAGACAGCAGUUUUCACCCACAACUGGAGGGCGUGGUUCGCGACCUACACGACCUGGUUACGUUAGGAACCACGGUCCAGUAUCACCGCUGGCAUUGCAGCCAGCAGAUCCUGGAAGAGGUCACCCCACAUCCAAGCGAACCACCAAGGGCGUCUUCGACACGACCUUGUUCAAGAGCCCACUCAGCGAUCGGGAAAUGGAACGAAAUCUCCAUGGGCUGCGUCAAAACUUGCCAAAAAAUCACAAACUAUUUUGAAUUCUCAAUUAAAUUAACAGGAGGCAUAGCUUAAAGACUUGGUUAACUAUUUCUUAGACUUUAGCAAUUAGUUGUAAUGUUGUAUUGAAAACUAGGCUUAGAUUGUUGAAUAAAUUAAAUAAAUUGAACGAGUAA